AUGAAGGCCUUCCUUUUCCUUCCCUUCAUGUUCUUGACCAUGUUCUCAGUGUCUUCAACCCAGACUUUGAAGACAAGUGUUAUUAAACUGGAAGAGACUCCAGAACCUGCAUUUAUGUUAGAGGGAAAAAAUGAAGCUAAUGCUCAAGGAGGACAAAAAGAAUCUAAUAAGCAACAAGAUGGCAACACACAAAGAAAACCAGGGGUUUUUAUCCUGCAAGGACAACGAGGGAAACCAGGGAGUGUUAAUCAGCAAGGGAAGCCAGGAGUUUUAAAUCAGGCUGGGGGUCUGCAAGGGCAUUCAGGGGAGUCUAACCAAAAAGGAAAACCAGGAUCUUCCAACCAGCAAGGGGGUUUAAGGUCAUUUAGCCAGCGAAGAAAACUGGGAUCUUCCAGCCAGCAACGAAAGCCAGGGUCAGCUAGCCAGCAGGGAAAACCAGGAUCUUCUAGCCAGCAAGGGAAGCCGGCAUUUUUAAGCCGCCAAGGAGGUUCAGGGUCAACUAGCCAGCAAGGAAAGCCAGGAUCUUCUAGCCAGCAAGGAGAUUCAGGGUCAGCUAGCCAGCAAGGAAAAUCAGGAUCUAGCCAGCAAGGAGACUCAGGGUCAGCUAGCCAGCAAGGAAAACCAGGAUCUUCUAGCCAGCAAGGGAAGCCAGCAUCUUCAAGCCAGCAAGGAGGUUCAGGGUCAGCUAGCCAGCAAGGAAAACCAGGAUCUUCUAGCCAGCAAGGGAAGCCAGCAUCUUCAAGCCAGCAAGGAGGUUCAGGGUCAGCUAGCCAGCAAGGAAAACCAGGAUCUUCUAGCCAGCAAGAAAAGUCAGAAUCUUCUAGCCAGCAAGGGAGUCCAGGAUCGUCUAGCCAACAAAGAAAACCAAGGUCUUUUUACAAUCAAGAAGAAAGAAAAAAUGUAGGCAACCCUUUGGAUGGCAAUAUGGAAAGUCAGACUGGCACCACCAGCAGCAAGAACCCAACUGGAAAGACAAAAUGUAGCUCUAUCUUCAACCCAGUCUGUGGUUCUGAUGGGAAAACCUAUGGUAACCACUGUCUAUUUAAUGAAGCCAAAAGGUGUCCAAAGCUUUAA
Molecule: messenger RNA, 1074 nt
Organism: Phyllostomus discolor (pale spear-nosed bat)
Lineage: Eukaryota; Metazoa; Chordata; Mammalia; Chiroptera; Phyllostomidae
Gene: MARCOL
Product: MARCO like
Exons: 6
Coding region: 1-1074 (357 amino acids)
Molecular function (GO): protein binding
Source: RefSeq, a predicted model, not a curated record